AUGACAUGUCAUCAUGUCCCUUGGAGUAGAUUCAAGACGGAAUUUUAUGAGAAAUAUUUUUUGCAUGCACUUCACACUGCAAAGGAGUUGGAGUUCACGCAACUGAAGCAAAUAAAUAUGUCUGUUGUUGACUAUACUCGUGAAUUCGACAACCUAUGUCGCUUCUCAAAAGUUUGUCAAGGAAAUCCAGCCGACUAUGAGGAAUGGAAGUGUGCUCACUAUGAGAAAGGACUGAGGAGAGACAUCUUUAACUACGUAUAUCCGCAGAAGCUAACGAAUUUCACUGAAUUGAAUAAGAAGAGCCAAUUUGCGGAAGAUUACUCCAUGAAAUGGGCGGUGCUACAGCAAGGCUAUGGAAAGACUGCUCCAGACGAACCGCAUAGGGCCGGGCUAGGUAUAUGUUACAAGUGUGGGAAGUCAGGGAAUAUAGCUCGAGACUGUCCACAUAGAAAAUGUCGGAAUGUAGCCGAAUCUGAUACUCAGACCUGA
Arachis stenosperma is the source of this 489-nucleotide messenger RNA. RefSeq lists its product as uncharacterized. Gene Ontology annotation, molecular function: zinc ion binding; nucleic acid binding. The record is from RefSeq and is a predicted model, not a curated record. NCBI's taxonomy places the organism in Eukaryota, Viridiplantae, Streptophyta, Magnoliopsida, Fabales, Fabaceae. The transcript has a single exon. The coding region runs from base 1 to 489 and encodes 162 amino acids.